This is a messenger RNA of Melanotaenia boesemani (Boeseman's rainbowfish), 1672 nucleotides long. Its product is annotated as four and a half LIM domains protein 2-like. Gene Ontology annotation, cellular component: nucleus; Z disc. The transcript has 6 exons. NCBI's taxonomy places the organism in Eukaryota, Metazoa, Chordata, Actinopteri, Atheriniformes, Melanotaeniidae. Bases 109 to 948 code for a protein of 279 amino acids. Gene Ontology annotation, molecular function: transcription coregulator activity. The record is from RefSeq and is a predicted model, not a curated record.
CCAGGUUCCACAGCGGGACAUCCAGCAGCUUCUCCGGAAGGCGGGACAUCCAGUCCGGGUUACCUACGAGUUGAGAGCGGAGGACUUAACCAAGACAGCAGAGUCAGUAUGGCUGAGCGCUAUGACUGCACACAGUGUAGGGGCUCCUUGUAUGGGAAGAAGUACAUCAUGAGGGAGGAACACCCGUACUGCAUCAAGUGCUAUGAGGCACUUUUCUCCAGCAACUGUACAGUGUGCAAGAAACUGAUUAGCUGCACCAGCAAGGAUCUGUCGUACAAAGAUCGCCAUUGGCACGGUGACUGCUUCCUCUGCAAUAAGUGCAGCCGAUCACUGGUCGAUCGGCCUUUUGCCACCAAGAAUGACAUGCUGAUGUGCACUGACUGCUACUGCAAAGAGUACUCUGCCAAGUGCCAUGCAUGUCAGAAGACCAUCAUGCCCGGCACCAAAAAGAUGGAGCAUAAGGGUAACAGUUGGCAUGAGAAGUGCUUCAUUUGCAAGUACUGCCAGCAGCCCAUUGGGACCAUGAGCUUUGUUAAGAAGGAAACCAACAACUACUGCCUGGGCUGCUAUGAGAAGCACUUUGCUUUGCAGUGUGUUCACUGCAAGAAGCCCAUCACCACUGGAGGGGUGAGCUACCGUGACCAGCCCUGGCAUAAGGAAUGCUUUGUAUGUACUGGGUGCAAGCAGCAGCUUGCUGGCCAGCGGUUCACCUCUCGGGAUGACUUAGUGUACUGCCUCGAUUGCUUCUGCAACAUGUUUGCCAAGAAAUGUGCCUACUGCACCACCCCAAUCAGCGGUCUCGGGGGCAGCAAGUACAUCUCAUUUGAGGAUCGCCAGUGGCACAACGACUGCUUCAACUGCAAAAAGUGCUGCCUGUCUCUGGUUGGUCGAGGCUUCCUGACAGCCAAAGAUGACAUCCUCUGCCCCGACUGUGGCAAAGACAUCUGAGUUAUCAGCAAAGCCUGGGAAGAGUCCGACCAGGUUGUCUGCCAGUCAGGAAGCUUGACAUCAUCCUCUUUGUGACCUCUGUUGCAUUAUUUAUAACAUUUAUCAGUUUCUUACACAUUAACCUGCAUGUGCUGGUGAUAUUGUGUUUCAUGUGACUGAUAUUGCAGCCUUCCUUCCACAAAGUUUUUCUUCUCUUUUGCUUGUGUUUGCGGUUAUCCAGCUGGAAGGCAAACUAUUUUUUUCAGCCAUAUUUCACUGUUUCAUGUCAAAAAUCCUAACAAACAAAACAAAUUACAUGUCUCAUUUUGGAAUGAAAGUCUUUGCAUUAGUAUAAUAAUUUCUGAUAGAUAUUGUAGACUAUAUAACAGCAUGCACAAUUCUUUAAUGGCUCACACUGGUAUGCAAAUGUUUCUACUAAUGCUGUUUGUUGCAAUGAUUAUUUUACUUAAUCAAAUCUGAACCUGUCUAGAAAAAUAAAAAUGUUUUUCACCUGGUGGACACAACAUUGACUGGGUAACUUGACUUGAUGUUGAAGAAUUAAUCCCCUUAUAAAGAGAUUAUAAGAACUCUAGAAGGAUAAUAUGCUUUUUAAGUGCUAAAGGAAAUAACAUGCCUCCACUAAUGGUUAAUGUUUGUCCUUUUUAUAAUGCAGUUGUCAAUGCUUGCAGUCAUGCACUGUUUUGUUUCCACUCACUAAUAAAAGGUUGACAAUGCUGUUACAAAU